This is a messenger RNA of Lodderomyces pseudojiufengensis, 492 nucleotides long. RefSeq lists its product as uncharacterized. NCBI's taxonomy places the organism in Eukaryota, Fungi, Ascomycota, Pichiomycetes, Serinales, Debaryomycetaceae. The record is from RefSeq and is a predicted model, not a curated record. The transcript has a single exon. The coding region runs from base 1 to 492 and encodes 163 amino acids.
AUGCAAAUGAAAGAAAAACCAACAACUUUCAGCAGUCAAAAACAAAUUUCUUAUCGUAAAAUUAAAAAAGAUAGCAAAAAAUCUUAUUCGACGAGUUCAGGUUCACAAACUAAAUUAUUCUCAAAUUCAAAUUCAUUUUCAGAUACAAAUUUAUCCCUGAGAUCGGAUCAUUAUUCAGAAAACGAAAACUCUAGUCCUGAGAAAGAAUCUAACUUCGAUAAAUCUCAAGAUAUUGAUAAAAUUUUGUUUCAAAAUUUAAACAAAUCAGAAAAUAAAACAGUCAGUUUCAAAAAAUCAAUUUACUUUAAUCCCUCAAAAGAUAACACUUCAAAAGAUCUUAAAAUUAAUGAAAGAGAAAACAAUCCUAAAGAAUCAUCAGAAUCAUCUCAUCAAAUUGAUAAAUUUAAAUUAAUUUAUUUCGUAGUUAUAAAUCAAAGAUAUUUUUUAAUACCUGGUGUAAAGUGGUUAAUUAAUAAAGCAAAAGGAAAUUAA